UAACGCGCGCCCCAGCCCGCUCCUAACAACAAGGUUCCUCGAGUGGCGGGUUCCCUGGUUACGAGGCAGGGAUGAGUGAUUCGGAGCGCGGCCCAGCCCCAGGUGAGGAGGAUGGUGGGGAGCCCGAGGAAGAAGGGGAAGAGGAGGAAGAAGAGGUCGCUGCUGGGGAUGUGGAUGCCGAGACUGCGCCGGGUGGGCGGAAGGCUCGUGGUGGGCGGAAGGCCCGGGGUAGGCCUCGCCUCACCGAGUCUGACCGGGUACGACGACGCCUCGAAUCCCGCAAGAAAUACGACGAGCGGCGGGUCUACCUGGGCGAGUCUCACGGCCCGUGGGUGGACCUGAGGCAGCGCAGUGGCUGGAGUGACGCCAAGCUGGCGGCUUAUUUGCUGGAACUGGAACGAGAACAGCGGGCCAGGCGCCGCGGAAAACCAUGGGAACAGAUGCCUUAUGAGCCACAGCGAAAGAAAAGAAGAAGGCGGAAUGUGAACUGCCUGAAGAACACAGUCAUCUGGUAUGAAGAUCACAAGAACCGCUGCCCAUAUGAACCUCUCCUCUCUGAGCUGGAUCCCAACUUUGGGAUGUACACCACAGCUGUGUGGCAGUGUGAUGCAGGGCACCGCUAUUUCCAGGACUUACACUCGCCACUUAAACCACUCAGUGAUUCUGAAGAAGAAUGUGACAAUGUUGCCAAUGGCACUGGAGUUGGAAGCUCUGAAUCUUCAGAAGAAAACUCUUGCUCUGAGACAGAGGAACAACUGGAGAAUGAGAAGGACAAGUCCCAGGUUCAGCAACCCUCAGCAAAUGCAGAAGGAGAAAAUGCCAGUGGGCUCAUCACGCAGGAUGGCAUCCAUAUUCCAUUUGAACACCAUAUUGAGAACUUACGAGCAGAACAGGGUACUAGCAUGUGCCACAAUCCACCCCUCAAUGGGCCAGAGACAAUGGAGACUGUGGUAUGCGUGCCAGUGCCCAUGCAGAUGAGUUCAGGCCAUGGAACUCUGUUUGAGAAUGUUUCACAAGAGACACUUGGUGAAGUAGUAGCCAGCUGCCCUGUGCAGGGGAUGAUGCAAGGCUCGCAGGUGAUCAUCAUUGCUGGGCCCGGCUAUGAUUCUCUCACAGCAGAGGGAAUCCAGCUGAAUGUCACCAGCACAGGAGGAGAGGAGCUGCCUUGUGCUGUGAUUGAAGGCGUAGCAGCUUAUACUCAGGCUGAGCCUGAGAAUGGACAGCACAGUAGCACCGAAAGCGUGGAAUACAUCAAAGCCAAAAAAGAAAACGAAGCGCUUUUUAAACUCAAAAAAGAAGAGCAUCAUCCUCCAACAGAAACAGAAGCAUCCUGUGACUCAAAACCAGCCCAUGAAGGUGAGGGGCAGGAACCAGAGCCUGAACCUGAGGAGGAGACGGAUGGAAACAACAUGUCAUCCAUUAUUUAUGAGAUUCCAAAGGAGCCUGAAAAGAGGCGGCGGAGCAAAAGAGGUCGUGUCAUAGAUGCAGAUGGCAUGUUGGAGAUGUUCCACUGUCCUUAUGAAGGAUGCACCCAAGUCUAUGUAGCGCUUAGUAGCUUCCAGAAUCAUGUUAAUCUUGUUCAUCGGAAAGGAAAGACGAAGGUGUGCUCGCACCCAGGUUGUGGCAAAAAGUUUUACCUGUCUAAUCAUCUUCGAAGACACAUGAUAAUUCAUUCAGGAGUCCGUGAAUUUACCUGUGAGACUUGUGGGAAAUCCUUCAAGCGGAAGAACCAUCUGGAAGUCCAUCGCCGAACGCACACAGGAGAGACACCGCUCCAGUGUGAGAUUUGUGGCUAUCAGUGCCGACAGAGGUCUUCUCUCAACUGGCAUAUGAAGAAGCAUACCUCAGAAGUCCAGUACAACUUCACUUGCGAGUACUGUGGCAAGCGUUUUGAGAAGCUGGACAGUGUCAAGUUUCACAAACUAAAGAGCCACCCAGACCAGAAGGCUGCUUGAUACUGAAUCAUUUUAAUUAUUGUUCCUCCAAGUAACCUAAACCAGCUGCGGGCAUGUCUUGCACAUGCACAGCUGAAGACAUGGUGUGUGCUUCCCACUGCACAAGGAUCUGUCCCUCUUGUUAGGAUGAUACGGGGUAGCUUUUUUAGACCAGUUGGUGACUGACAUAAAAAGCUUCAAGUUUGAUGUGCAAGUGUCAGUGUGCUCAGGGUGUUUGGACAGCAUAAAAUCAAAUCAUCCUAUAACUGGAGAUUAUGGUGCUAAGCUGUCCUGUUUCUCCAAGGGGGAAAGAACAGUGGAAACAAUAGCCAAGAAUAAUCUUACCCAAUUGAAGCAUCAGUACUUUGCUAUCUGAUGAGCAGCACCUUCCACAUUUUAGCCGCCUGAUACUUGAUCUGAAGGAGGAGUGCAGCUGUGAAAGGUCCAGUUCCAUAUCAUUUAAGUAUGGAGAAACUACUUCCGAUGUAAAACUCCAGGCCUAGUUCAUGUGGCUGUUUUAUAUCUAUUGACAACAGUGUAAGAAAAUUACUGGCUGAUAAUGCGUUAAUUAAAUUUUCUCGAAAAAGUUGGUUGAAUGAUAGUCAUAAAUUGGCCUAAACAUGGUUCUACUGUCAGGAACCAUUUCCCCCUCAACCUUCAGGGCUAUUGCAUUGGAAGACAAUCCAGAGUUAGCAUUUGUACCCAUUUUCUCACAAUAUUUGUGUCCUGUAGAGCAGAGAUUCUGAUACUGGGUAUACCCAUGCUCCAGCUCCAAGUUCCUUUAUUAUUCUGGUUAUCUGUGCCCAUCCUCUAUAGUUUGCCAUAUUCACAGUCUUGUUUGCAAAUAAGGAAUUGCUGAAGUUUAAUGCCAUAGGUGUAUGCUUUUUUAUUAUAUUGAAUAUUAAGAAA
Molecule: messenger RNA, 2843 nt
Organism: Candoia aspera
Lineage: Eukaryota; Metazoa; Chordata; Lepidosauria; Squamata; Candoiidae
Gene: ZNF653
Product: zinc finger protein 653
Exons: 9
Coding region: 72-1955 (627 amino acids)
Biological process (GO): regulation of transcription by RNA polymerase II
Cellular component (GO): nucleus
Molecular function (GO): transcription coregulator activity
Source: RefSeq, a predicted model, not a curated record